AUGUCCAGUGAGUUGGAUCUGAAUUCCAACUUUAAUCCGCAUCUGGAGAGAUUCUGUUUUCCUGUGGACGAAGUAGCCGAGCUACCGGGUCCCUCCGUCUGCUGUCCCGGAAAAUUGCGGUUUCAGCUGGCUUUGGAUGGCGAACGUGAAGAUAGGGGAUGUCGGGUCCUGGAGAUGGGCGGAAUCCGACGGUUAUUCGUGAACCUCAAUAAGUGCUUUAUCCUUGACGUCACAUUCCGGAUUCCACUUACUCCAAUGAACUUGGCUAUUCGGAUUGUCCCACUCUUUGUGUCACCCCAGCGAUGGGGCGAUCCAGUUUUGCGGUGUGCAAAUCACACGGAGGCCAGUGAUCCAGAGACAGAUGUUAUCAAGCGUCGCAGCUUCAUAACUGUGUCUUCCCCUGAUACAGUGUACGCCUUCGCUGGUCCGAAGUUGCGGGGCGACCAUCUCAAUCUCUGCAUACCGAUAAAUAAGCUACGAUCUGCUGCUAGCGGGAUCAAGGUGGAGGACAGUGUGUCAAGUUCACAGGAGCAGUUGCCUCUGGUGACUGAAAACAUUGCCUGUCGGCUCCACUGUUUUAGCAGCUGUUUUGGGCCGGAGGACAAAGGACGAAUUGAACUUGUCGUCAGACUGGAGGACCUCACAGGGCCCGAGCCUAUCAUCCUCGGAAUGGAUCGUGUGGAGGUGCGCUGCUCUGCGACACCAUCGAGGGAUAUUAAUCGCCUGCUGGACCGCUUGUCCAAGAGCUGUAGCAGUGCGGACGGUCAUACGGCAACGGCAGUGGUCUCUCCGAUGUCUGGCUCCAGAAGGAGAAGCUUAGCGCUCACGUCAACCGAUUCAUCCUUCAACUCCCAG
Molecule: messenger RNA, 855 nt
Organism: Dibothriocephalus latus
Lineage: Eukaryota; Metazoa; Platyhelminthes; Cestoda; Diphyllobothriidea; Diphyllobothriidae
Source: the annotation of a GenBank genome assembly